Molecule: messenger RNA, 237 nt
Organism: Prunus armeniaca (apricot)
Lineage: Eukaryota; Viridiplantae; Streptophyta; Magnoliopsida; Rosales; Rosaceae
Source: the annotation of a GenBank genome assembly
AUGGGAUUACACUAUAACCGGCUACACAGAAUCACUCGAUUUCUUCUUCUUCGCCAAACCAUUCGAUCUCUCUCUCAUUUUCACCUCAAUUUAGCUCAUUCAAACCCUAAACCCUCUUUUCUCCGGUCAUUCUCUUCUCUCCCUUGUUCCGGUCCGGCGACAUCUUCCCCUAGUGCCUCCUCUUGUUCUCGUCUCUCUCCUCUCCUCCGACCCGAUUAUCUGUUGCUGGUUGGUUAG